Molecule: messenger RNA, 1944 nt
Organism: Metarhizium robertsii ARSEF 23
Lineage: Eukaryota; Fungi; Ascomycota; Sordariomycetes; Hypocreales; Clavicipitaceae
Exons: 2
Coding region: 1-1944 (647 amino acids)
Source: RefSeq, a predicted model, not a curated record
AUGGCAUUCUCCGUACAAGACCCUCUUGCCGAAGCUUCGACAGCCGAGAUCACGAGGUCCUGCCUUGAAAAAUUGCAACAAUGCAUUCAUCAGAAAGAGGGCGAGGACAAGACACAUCUUCAAACCAGACUUGCAGAUUUGAGGCUCUGGUCUGACAGCGUUGGGGCCACAGCUCGGGAGAAGGCUUCUCUAGACGCGAGGUUCAAGCACCGGCUCGACGACAUCUAUUCCAUCCAAAGCCUCCUCCACAUGCUAGAGGGCUUUCUGCGGGAAUGCCUCAUCGCGGCAGGCAACGAUGUCCAUCUACGAAAUGUAAUCAUGAACAUUGACUCGACGAUAGAUAGCCUGGCCUUUAUAGGCGUACAAAUUCGGCGGAGUGGCCAGACGCCCCGGCUUCGAAUAGUAGAUGGUUCCUUUGAGCGAAACCGGGACAAUUACCAGAAGCUCCGAGCACAUCUCGCCUGCGUUAUUGCGUCGAAACCGACCGAAGGCGGCAGGCCCACAGACGAGGGCAAGGAGAUACACAGCAUAGAUUACUUUGCAGAACUGGAGCUCUCGCCAAUCCAGCAUCGCCUCGUCGAGGCGAACUUGCGACGGCGACACAGAUUUACGGAAGCGCAGCGGCACUCCCAGGGGCUGCUAGACUACUCCACGAACGCUUCUCAUCCCGUGAUCCCACAAGAAGUCUCCGCCUUGGCCAGGACCCAUCCCGACCAGGAAAACAAGCCCAUCACCCAAAUCCGGCAGAUGCAAGCGCGCGCGGCUGGUGCGGCAAAUGAAGCACCCACAUGGACGUCGGCUUCAGGCCUCGAUUCCAAAUGGGGAGGAUUUCGAAAUAAUCGUCGGCCGGGAUCGACAGUGACAAGCAUCACGGCCAUCACAGCUUCAGCGACGUAUCCCAAGGUGCGCGUCUCGUCGGACCCGGACCAGAGACUGGUCAAAUGCCCCUGCUGCUGCCAGGCUAUCCCGACCACAGAGCUGGAAGACAGCCAAUGGAGAAAACACUUGGCGAAUGACCUGUGCCCGUACACGUGCAUCCUCGAGAAUUGCCCAACGCCGUACCAUCUCUUUGUAACGCAGCAGGGGUGGAAAGAUCACGUCAUGAGUGACCACCCGCCGCAAUGGCAAUGGCAAUGUCCUUGUUGCGAAGGCGACCCUCCCGUAUUCAAGUCCAUAUCCGGAAUCACGGUUCAUCUGAUGUCUGCGCAUCUGGACGCUGCAUCCGACAGGCUCCAGGCCUUAUUGCAAGAAGCAGAACUAAACGUGAUGGGAAUAACGAAAUGCCCCUUGUGUGAUUCUGAAGGUCCUCAGGAUUCUCCAGACCUGGUUGAACAUGUUUUGCAGCACAUCCAUGACUUCUCGCUCCGUUCCCUGCCUUGGCCUGCCGACCCGACCAUCAGUCUUGACAAACCAGUUGGAACAUUCGACAUGGCCCACGCAGUCCACCAUGGCAAGGACGGCGGGGGCGACGAAUAUACCUUCGACGUCGCCGGAUGGGCUGAGACUCAAGCUCCAAGCUUCGACACGGACCGCGGGAUCAAACUUGUCUACGAUCCUGAAGGCAACCCGCUCUGUCUGGACAUCGUUGGGUGGCCAGACGAGACGACAUUAGAGAGAGAACAAUCACUGCAACUCUGUGAAGUCGACCGAAACCCACCAAAGGCUGACGCAGGGGAGUCGGUGCUGAUCGUCAAAUCUCAUAAAGAUUAUUUCUCUCACAAUGACUACUUCGUAGACGAAUCCAGCGAUGGCCGGUUCCCUUCUCAAACAUCAUCAUGCUCAUCGGAUAUACCAUCAAAUGAUGAGUCCCGGAUAGGUCCCAGCUACUUCCACAUGCUCGAGGCGGACAUGAGAGACAGCAAUGAUGGCCAGCCUGUGCCAUCAAGUCCCAUUGGACACAAGUCCCAAUCCUCUCUUCCCUCAGCAACAGUGUUCGAGAUGUAG